GGACCGCAAAAACUAUUUCUAUGGAAACUAGCACCAUCUAACAUAGAGGACGAGUCAACUAAGUCACAUAAAAACGUUUGAAUUGCACUAGAUGUCGCUACAGUGCCCGAUUGUCAUGUUUUCUUAAAUUUUUAUUUUUAAAUAGCUAAAUUCGAAAAAUCAAUACAAAAAUAUUGUUUAUAAAAUGAAAUCAAAUUCAUUUUACAUUUUUACUACGAAUAAAUUUAUUCAAGAUCACACAAUUUUGCAAUGGCAAUACUAUGUGAUGUGUCGAAGCUUGAAACUAAACGUUAGAAAACUUGAAAUAUUUCUUGUCGAGUUUGUUCGAUGUGUUGUGUGUGCGUUGUUGUUUCUCCUUUGAUAUAGAUUUAUCACUUUUAUUUUGACCCUUGCGCGCUUAACGAACCCUGAUAGUGCUUCUUUUAUUGUUAUUUGGCUAUUUUUUACGGACACAGUCUCAUACUCUUCACUUGACCAACCCCGGCAACGUUUUUAGGCUGAUGAUGGCGAAGAUACCGAAAAGCCCACGAUCUAACUGUUAUUUCGGGUGUAAUGCAGAAGGUCCUCUGCAUCAUUUCCAUAAGCCUGAAAAAUAUGUAGAAAGGUUUGAAAUCUGGAAAGCAGUGUUAGAGAAUGACACUACAGAAGAAGGAAAUAUGUAUAUCUAUAACCAAUUAAGGUUAUGUAAUAAACAUUUUGAAAAUUAUUGCAUAUUACCAAGCAAAACUAGGCUAACAAGAAAUGCUAUUCCAAGUCUGUAUAUUAAGAAAGAUGAUAUGUCUAUUUGUGCAUCAACAUCCACAGAAAAAUCUAUUGAGACAGGUACUGCAGUUUUGAUGGAUAAGGCUACUAAAAAAAGCAUAAAGCAAAAAUUUUUUUUAAGAAUGCAAAAUCUAACCAGCGGAGUGUGAAGACACUGCUGAUCUACUACUCGUCUUUGACAAAUUAUAUGACUCUUUUAAUGGCCACCCAUACCAUGAUACGGCUAAAGUUCUCAA
Molecule: messenger RNA, 998 nt
Organism: Nymphalis io (European peacock)
Lineage: Eukaryota; Metazoa; Arthropoda; Insecta; Lepidoptera; Nymphalidae
Exons: 4
Coding region: 501-911 (136 amino acids)
Source: RefSeq, a predicted model, not a curated record